This is a messenger RNA of Vicugna pacos (alpaca), 1928 nucleotides long. NCBI's taxonomy places the organism in Eukaryota, Metazoa, Chordata, Mammalia, Artiodactyla, Camelidae. The record is from RefSeq and is a predicted model, not a curated record.
CUUCCCUUUUAAUGUGUUCCUAAGGUGGACAGCAGAUUCCGUGUUUAUCAGAACGUUUUCCACCACUUCAUCCAGGGCACGCGCAUCUUCGGUGGGACUUGGGAUUCGUGAAUUGCCUUUGUGAAAAGCAGGAAUAAUUUCUUUAAAUUCCUUCUCUUAGUUUUCCUUUUUGUUGUGUUUCAGAACGACAUCAAGAAACCAUGAACAGCUUUAGUAAUGAAGAGUUCGACUGCCAUUUCCUGGAUGAAGGCUUUACUGCCAAGGACAUUCUGGACCAAAAAAUUAAUGAAGUUUCUUCUUCUGAUGAUAAGGAUGCCUUCUAUGUUGCGGACCUGGGAGACAUUCUAAAGAAACAUCUGAGAUGGUUAAAAGCUCUUCCUCGGGUCACCCCCUUUUACGCAGUUAAAUGCAAUGAUAGCAGAACCAUAGUGAAGACUCUAGCUGCCAUUGGGACAGGAUUUGACUGUGCCAGCAAGACUGAAAUACAGUUGGUGCAGAGUCUCGGGGUGCCUCCAGAGAAGAUUAUUUAUGCAAACCCUUGUAAACAAGUGUCUCAGAUUAAGUACGCUGCCAAUAAUGGAGUCCAGAUGAUGACUUUUGAUAGUGAAGUCGAGUUGAUGAAAGUUGCCAGGGCACAUCCAAAGGCCAAGUUGGUUUUACGGAUCGCCACUGAUGAUUCCAAAGCAGUCUGUCGCCUCAGUGUCAAAUUUGGUGCUACACUGAAAACCAGCAGGCUUCUUCUGGAAAGGGCAAAGGAGCUAGACAUUGAUGUCAUCGGUGUCAGCUUCCACGUGGGGAGUGGCUGUACUGAUCCUGAGACCUUCGUGCAGGCCAUCUCUGAUGCCCGCUGUGUCUUUGACAUGGGGGCCGAGGUUGGUUUCAACAUGUAUCUGCUUGAUAUUGGCGGUGGCUUUCCUGGAUCUGAGGAUGUAAAGCUUAAAUUUGAAGAGAUCACCAGUGUAAUCAACCCAGCGCUGGACAAGUAUUUUCCAUCAGACUCGGGAGUGAGAAUCAUAGCUGAGCCAGGAAGAUACUAUGUUGCAUCAGCUUUCACGCUCGCAGUUAAUAUUAUUGCCAAAAAGCUCGUAUUAAAGGAGCAGACAGGCUCUGAUGAUGAAGACGAGUCGAGUGAACAGACGUUCAUGUAUUACGUAAACGACGGAGUAUAUGGAUCGUUCAACUGCAUCCUUUACGAUCACGCACAUGUGAAGCCCCUUCUGCAGAAGAGGCCCAAACCAGAUGAGAAGUAUUACUCGUCCAGCAUCUGGGGGCCAACCUGCGAUGGCCUGGAUCGCAUUGUUGAGCGCUGUAACUUGCCCGAGAUGCAUGUGGGCGACUGGAUGCUCUUUGAGAACAUGGGUGCUUACACUGUCGCUGCUGCUUCCACUUUCAACGGGUUCCAGAGGCCGACCAUCUACUAUGUGAUGUCAGGGCCAACAUGGCAACUGAUGCAGCAAAUCCAGAACCGUGACUUCCCGCCCGAAGUAGAGGAGCAGGAUGUUAGCACUCUGCCUGUGUCCUGUGCUUGGGAGAGUGGAAUGAAGCGUCACCCAGCAGCCUGUGCUUCAGCUAGUAUUAAUGUGUAGAUACCAGCCCUGUAGCUGUAAACUGCGAGUUUAGCUUGAAUUAAGGGAUUUGGGGGGACCAUUUAACAUAACUACUGCUAGUUUUGAGAUGUCUGUGUGAGUAGGGUGGCGCAGGUGCACCCACAUGGAAGACUAGGAGAUGGGGUCACACUUAUCUGUGUUCCUAUGGAAACUAUUUGAAUAUUUGUUUUAUAUGGAUUUUUAUUCACUUUUCAAACAAUGCUACUAAAGCGUGCCCCUUAACUGCUGAGCAAGCGUUUGUAGCUUGUACAUUGGCAGAAUGGGCCAGAAGCUCAGUGUUGUGACCUGUUUUAAAAAAAUAAAGUAUCUUGAAAUAAUAAG